UUUAUUUCGGAAAAUUAGACUUCGUUCGAUUAAUUUUCCGACGUCUCCGCGACGGCGUUAUUCAUCUUCGAGCUCGCAAAGAUUCACAGACCCAUUUCCAUGGCGGUCGUCUCUUCUCUCUAUCUUCUCUUCCUACUUCUUCUCAUACCACUGUUACUCCUCAUCAUCUUAGCCCUAAUCGUACGGCCUCGUCCCGUCAAAAUCCCGAUCAAGUCUCGCCACGUCUUCAUCACCGGCGGAUCCAGCGGCAUCGGCCUCGCCCUUGCCGUCCGCUGUGCUGCCGAGGGAGCUCGAGUCUCCAUCCUCGCUCGUUCUCGCGACAAGCUGGAGGAAGCCAAGCGAUCGAUCCAACUUGCCACUGGCGUCGAAGUCGCCACAUUCGCCGCCGAUGUGCGCGAUUACGACGCCGUCUCGAAGGCGGUGAACGAAUCGGGACCGAUAGACGUGUUGGUGGUCAAUCAAGGCGUGUUUGUGGCUGAGGAGCUGGAGAAGCAAAGCCUUGACGAGGUCAAGUUCAUGAUUGACGUGAAUCUGUUGGGGAGCUUCAACGUGAUAAAGGCCGCUUUGCCCUCCAUGAAAGCUAGAAAAGGUCAUGGCCCUGCCUCCAUUGCUAUCAUGUCUUCUCAAGCCGGUCAGGUGGGUAUCUAUGGUUACACCGCAUAUUCAGCGAGCAAGUUUGGGCUUCAGGGUUUAGCUCAAGCUUUGCAGCAAGAGGUUAUUGCUGACAACAUUCAUGUGUCUCUUAUUUUUCCUCCCGACACAGAAACACCUGGGUUUGAAGAAGAACAGAAGACGAGGCCGCAACUCACUAACAUAAUAGCUGCGUCCUCUGGUGCAAUGAAACCCGAAGAAGUUGCCAAGAUAACACUAGAAGGCAUCAAAGCUGGGAAAUUUUCGGUCUCGUGCAAUUUUGAAGGGUUCUUAUUAUCAACCGCAACCGCAGGCUUGUCCCCUCAGAGGUCAUUCCUAAUCGCUUACGUCGAAGUGAUGACGGCAGGAUUGAUAAGACUUGCUGCUCUGUUUUUCCAGUGGGAUUGGUAUAGAGCAAUAGACAAGUGGAACAGCACCAAAACCAGUGGGGCAUAACCCGACAAAGUUUCUGGAAAUUUGCGCAGCGGAAGUUGAGGAACCUCUGAUCGGGAACGAAAGUUCUUGAAAAAGGUAGAAGCUUUGGGCAAUUCUUUCGUGUUUUCAUGGCGGUUGAGCGGGUGAACCUUUAUUACAAAUGUCUGUGAGAACUCAUGCAAUGUCUGCGGAAAACAUUCUUGUACUUGGGGUUCAAGUAGUGAAUCAUUUGGAGUUGUCUGUUCAGAAGAACUCGUAUGUUCCUCCGUUUAUUCUUUCCACGAAGAAGAGUAAUAAUACUUUGUGAAAACUCUUUAUAACAAGAAUUAUUGAUGAA
This is a messenger RNA of Tarenaya hassleriana, 1402 nucleotides long. Its product is annotated as 3-dehydrosphinganine reductase TSC10A-like. The record is from RefSeq and is a predicted model, not a curated record. The coding region runs from base 100 to 1086 and encodes 328 amino acids. The transcript is spliced from 4 exons. Lineage: Eukaryota; Viridiplantae; Streptophyta; Magnoliopsida; Brassicales; Cleomaceae. Gene Ontology annotation, biological process: sphingolipid biosynthetic process. Gene Ontology annotation, cellular component: endoplasmic reticulum membrane. Gene Ontology annotation, molecular function: 3-dehydrosphinganine reductase activity.